Molecule: messenger RNA, 792 nt
Organism: Meloidogyne enterolobii
Lineage: Eukaryota; Metazoa; Nematoda; Chromadorea; Rhabditida; Meloidogynidae
Source: the annotation of a GenBank genome assembly
CUCUGUUUAUUUACCUCGUUUAUUAGUCUUCCCCAACUCGAGUCCAUUUCUGGAUCUGAGAUUGAUUGGAUUUCUCAUUUAAUUUCGUUCCCCAUUUCAGUUGCUCUCCAAAUGCCUGAAGGAUUAACAAUGUUUGCCUGUUUAAUUGCCGAUAUUUUAGAAAAAUAUACUCAAAAUGUUGAAUUUAUAAUUUUGGGGGAUGUUACUUACGGAGCUUGUUGUGUAGAUGAUUAUACGGCUAGGGCUUUGGGUUGUGAUUUGCUUGUACAUUAUGCACAUAGUUGCUUGGUCCCAAUACAACACACAAUUGGAAUUCAUUUACUUUAUGUUUUUGUCAAUAUAGAUAUCCAAAUAACACAUUUUUAUGAUACAAUAAAACAAAAUUUUAAUUUAAACAAAAAUUCUUUAAAAAUUGCUUUAGCAGCCAAAAAACAAUUAGAAAAGGAUGGUUUUCAAAUAAUUAUACCUCAAGCUAAUCCUCUUAGUCCCGGAGAACUUUUGGGGUGUACAUCGCCUAAAUUAUCUGAUGAUGUUUCUGCUAUAAUUUAUCUGGGUGAUGGCCGUUUCCAUUUAGAAUCAAUAAUGAUUCACAAUCCAAAAAUCCCAGCAUAUCAAUAUAAUCCCUAUUCACAUGAAUUUACUAUUGAAAAAUAUGGUUUUGAAAUGUUACUUUCAAAUAGACAAAAAGCUAUUGAAAUUGCUAGAAAAUCAAAAAGAAUUGGUUUAAUUCUUGGAACUUUGGGGAGACAGGGAAAUAUUAAAAUAUUUGAGGUAAUUUGUGGAAUUGAAUAA